CAGAGUCUCGCGGGCCCAUAUAAGGGCGGUGCGAGCGAGCGAGCUGUGUCUUUGCCGGCCCAGCCAUGAGGAUGACGGUAGCGUUGGUGCUCGCAGCCUUGGUGCUCGUCUCGGCCGCCUCAGCUUACACUCUGCAACAGGACGAUAGCGAACCGCCUCCAGACGACACUUUAGACGACUACAGCGAUAACAACUUGGAACGACUCUUCCAGAACUCUCAAAAACGUUCUUCUCUUAUUCGUCUUUUCAGGCGUUCUUGCGUCCGCAAGGGUGGAAGCUGCGACCACAGGCCUAAUGACUGCUGCUACAACAGCUCUUGCCGCUGCAACCUGUGGGGCGCCAACUGCAGGUGUCAGCGCGCAGGGCUCUUCCAAAAGUGGGGCAAGUAAACUGGAUCGCGAACUGGAGCAGGCCUUCGCAGACUGAAGAGACCACUCUCCAAACGCCUCCUCCAGCCAAAGUUUUAGGAGUAGACGCGAAUUAUUUGUCGGUGGUUUGAUGUUCUGUCAUUCUCGUCCUCCACUAUCGGUGUCGAUAUUCCAACAAGCUGUACCCACCAAAUCGUUGAUCUCUUGUGCGUAUUUUGGAUCCUUCCUACACUGAUGUCGAUUCCUUUCCCGUUUAAUGCAGAUUCCGAAAACAAAUAAAUGUCAGACUUGGAAGAGAUAAAAGAGCCCGUUAUAUGCUGUUGUUGUUCUUGGAAUUUAUUUCGUCGCCUGAAAAAACCUGUGCAAAGGCCUUUCACGGCGACAAGUUCAGAAUCAAGCCGCUAUCGGCACUUUUUUCUCCUUAAACGGUCAAUUUCACAAAAUUAUACCUUGUGUUUGUUCAUUUCCUAAUAACAGCAGACUGUACGAAGACACAAUAACUUAAAAUUAUCAUGAAUUUAAGCUAACUUCACACACGAAAUAUAAUCUGAGAGUUGAAGUAAAAAAGAAAAAAAAGAUUAUCAUUGGUGUCAAAAUACAUCAAGAAGCAUACCUAUGGAUUAAUAUAUUCACGCGUAGAGUAGAAAGCAAAUUAUCAUGUAUGUAUUCCAAGACUGGAUGGUGCGCGGGUGGCGCAGGCUGCGUCUAAUUGGAGAUUUCCCCAGCCACGUCUCUCAAUUAGACCCGGACUGAGCCAGCUUUUAAAUCAAAUCAAAAGAGCAGCCCCCGCUCCAAUUCCAGAAAAUGUACCUUGUAUGUGCUGAAUCACCGAGCGAAAUAAAGGAUAAUACUAUAUAUUCAAGCUACAA
Molecule: messenger RNA, 1237 nt
Organism: Cloeon dipterum
Lineage: Eukaryota; Metazoa; Arthropoda; Insecta; Ephemeroptera; Baetidae
Product: U8-agatoxin-Ao1a-like
Exons: 3
Coding region: 66-389 (107 amino acids)
Cellular component (GO): extracellular region
Molecular function (GO): ion channel inhibitor activity
Source: RefSeq, a predicted model, not a curated record